GACGUCAAUGACAACGGCGGCCAUUUUGGCGCUCGGACGGUUUGGGAAGCGAAGAGGCGGUUGUGUUUGUUUUCCCCGUUCAAACGACACUAAACGAUUCUCCUCUCUCCGCGAACCGAGGUUUUUGAGAGGCUAAACCGAGAGGCGGGCGCUGUGACCGAGGGGAGAGAGAGAGAGGGGGGGGGGAGGGGGCGAAUCCGCGCGCCAUGUCGGACAACCGCCAGCUGGAGGGGACGGGCGACGAGAAGCAGGACACGCAAGAGAAAGGGGCGAUGAGCCCGGAGAAGGCGGAGGAAGUGAAGCUAAAGGCCAAGUACCCGGUGUUGGGGUUAAGGCCAGGAGGCUCCGAGUUCCUGAUGAAGCGGCUGCAGAAAGGGAAGUACUUUGACUCCGGGGACUACAACAUGGCCAAGGCAAAGAUGAAGAACAAGCAGCCCCCCAGCAACGGGGCGGACAAGAACCUGGUGACUGGAGACCACAUACCCACCCCAGAGGACCUGCCGCAGAGGAAGUCCUCGCUGGUGGCCAGCAAACUUGCCGGGUGACCCCCCCCCCCCCCCUCCCCCCCUUCACCUUGCCACCUCCGACAUGAAUCGUCCUGCCUUCCCAACCAUUCCCCAGGGAUCGAGAUGUUCUUCGAGGUGGGGGGGGGGGGGAGAGUUGUGUGGCAGUAGCCACUCCACGAUCCUCCCCCCCCCCCUUCAAAAACACACCCCGCGAUUACUCCAGCACUCUUGUGUCUUUUUAUUCUCUAAACCAGCGUCUGCAGUUCCCACCUCCCACCGUAGCCGUGGCGGUCAUAGAUCGGCUCGAGGAGGGCGGCACGGUGGCGCAGCGGUAGCACCAGAGACCCGGGUUCGAUCCCGAACCACGGGCGCUGUCUGUACGGAGUUUGCACGUCCUCCCCGUGACCGGUGUGGGUUUUCUCCAGG
This is a messenger RNA of Amblyraja radiata (thorny skate), 932 nucleotides long. RefSeq names its product alpha-endosulfine. The record is from RefSeq and is a predicted model, not a curated record. Lineage: Eukaryota; Metazoa; Chordata; Chondrichthyes; Rajiformes; Rajidae. Bases 207 to 545 code for a protein of 112 amino acids. The transcript is spliced from 4 exons. Gene Ontology annotation, molecular function: protein phosphatase inhibitor activity. Gene Ontology annotation, cellular component: cytoplasm.